AUGCAUAUUCAAUCGCACAAACACAUCAGCAGUAUCAUCACCCAAACGUGCUAUUACCAAGAUCCCACUCCCUCAAUACCUGGGCCUGGACUUAGACACAUUCAAGGUAGAACUCGACCGCCUGAUGGCAACUGUGGUGGUGCUGAUGUGCCGCCGCUGGCAAUACACGAGUCACAUGCAAUCGCUCACACUGCUCACGUACAACAAAAACUUAUUAGUAUGCAUGAACCAUACAUUGAAUACGACAUAUUCAAGAGGUUACGAGAGCGCAUCUUCGAAAAUUUUCAUUCAAUGUGCAGCAAAACAGGUUUGAUUCUGCUGAAUGACUCUGUGAUAGCAGGAACAGUGACAAUCAUUUACUGA
This is a messenger RNA of Necator americanus (New World hookworm), 363 nucleotides long. RefSeq lists its product as uncharacterized. The transcript has a single exon. NCBI's taxonomy places the organism in Eukaryota, Metazoa, Nematoda, Chromadorea, Rhabditida, Ancylostomatidae. The coding region runs from base 1 to 363 and encodes 120 amino acids. The record is from RefSeq and is a predicted model, not a curated record.